CUGAAGAAGGGGAAUCAUUACCAUCAGGUCAGAAUUGCAGGAGACUUGACUAUUAUAAAAGGGAACCGUCCUGAAGCUGAAAAAAAGUCUAAGCCCUACAAUAGAGGAUCUGCACAGACACUCAUCACAAUAGACCAUGAAUGUGGAUGACAUUAAAGAAGAGGACAUUUAUGAUUUUCUACCAGAGCAUUUGACCAGAGACGCCAAAGACAAUGCUAAUAGCACACCAAUGUGCAAAGAAGAACUGUGCUUGUCACAUGAAAUUACAGGAGUGGGGAAGUCUCUUGUUGUACAAGUCAGUGUGCAUGACCGCACUUCUACAAUCCAACCACCACUUCCAUCACAAGAGGGAACAUCUGUGAAGGUGAUUAAAGAGGAAGACAUUUAUGAUUUUCUUCCGGAGUAUUUGUACAGAACAAAGAAAGAAGAGAAUGAAAGUGACACUUCAUACUCAGAAGCAGCCUUGGAUCUGAAAAGGGAAACAGAGUCUUAUCUAAUGGAAAACAAUGGACACAUGUCAACAAGUGAACAACAGACAUGUCAUUCCAGUGUCCACCAACAUGCAUUUAAGGCUUAUCUCAAGAAGCAUCUGAGAAGUCACACUGGGGAAAGCCCUUACCAGUGUAGUACAUGUGGAAAAGGAUUUGCACGGAAAUGUGAUCUCAACAAGCAUCAGAGAAUCCAUACUGGCGAAAGGCCUCACCAGUGUAGUACAUGUGGAAAAGGAUUUGCACAGAAAUGUGAUCUCAACCAGCAUCAGAGAAUCCAUACUGGAGAAAGGCCUUACCAGUGUGGUGCAUGUGGUAAAGGAUUUGCAUGGAAAUGUGAUCUGAACAGUCAUCAGAGAAUCCAUACUGGCGAAAGGCCUCACCUGUGUAGUACAUGUGGAAAAGGAUUUGCAAAUAAAAGCAAUCUUAUUAAGCAUGAGAGAAUCCAUACUGGAGAAAGACCUUACCAGUGUACUACAUGUGGAAAGGGCUUUGCACAGAAAGGCGAUCUCAUUAAGCAUCAGAGAAUCCAUACUGGAGAAAGGCCAUACCAGUGCACUACAUGUGGAAAGGGCUUUGCACGGCAAAGUCAUUUCAUUACGCAUCAAAGAACCCAUACUGGGGUAAAGCCUCACCAGUGUAGUACAUGUGGAAAAGGCUUUGCACGGAAAGAUAAUCUCAACAGUCAUCAGAGAACCCAUACUGGAGAAAAGCCUUACCAUUGUAAUACAUGUGACGAAAGCUUUGCAGUCAAACAAAAACUCACCGAGCAUCAGAGAAUCCAUACUGGGGAAAACCCAUAUGAGUGUGCAACAUGUGGCAAGGCUUUCUCAUUGAAAGGUAAUUUAAUCAGUCACCAGAGAUGUCAUACAAGAGAAAAGCCCUACCACUAGGGUUGUAACUGUACACAAAAUUCGUGAAGCUGUCCAUCUAAUGAUUUUUGACCUACGGUUCGUUACAUCCCAUGUUUUUAAAAGAUCUCUUUAUAUUAAUUGGUUUUAUAGCUAGAUUAGGCUACAAGAGGCCAUUUAUAUAUUGUUUACGUUUAAAAAUAACAUUGAUACCGAUUUGAAGCUUGGAAGUACCAUCUCAAAAUAUCAUGUGGUUGUUCUCUGGACUGAGUGGUAGCAGAACUUCAAAGGGUGUAUCACUAUGCUUUCUUUUGGUAUUAGAAUUUCUCAAAUUGAUAUAAUAUUUUUCACAGCCCUACUUACCACUGUUCUGGGUAAAGCCUUUCCCUCAUUUUGCAAUGUACACUCAUUACCCAUCACCUGAGCACCUGUACAGAGGAAAGCGCUAGUGUACUACAUGUGGAGAAAGAUUUGCAUUGAAAAGGGGUCACCAGAAGAGGCAACAGAAAAUCCACAAUUAACACUCCACUGCACGAGGGCAGUAACUCUGAGGUCAGAAAAGUCAAGAUGCCCAGAGUGAGGGAAGCUCUACAGAUAUUGGAUAUAGACAUGAAAAUCUGAUGGACUGGGGCAUGGAAGCUUUAACAACAAACUGUGAAUGAACAUACUGUAGACAUAUAUGAAAGUAGGCCUAAAUGUGCUAACAAAUUGUGUUUAGUGGUUUUACAUAAUUACAUUCCCAUUUCGAUGUUAAGAUGUUAUUUCUUCAAUGU
This is a messenger RNA of Engraulis encrasicolus (European anchovy), 2112 nucleotides long. Its product is annotated as zinc finger protein 436-like. The coding region runs from base 137 to 1381 and encodes 414 amino acids. The record is from RefSeq and is a predicted model, not a curated record. Lineage: Eukaryota; Metazoa; Chordata; Actinopteri; Clupeiformes; Engraulidae. The transcript has 2 exons.